Molecule: messenger RNA, 3120 nt
Organism: Phoenix dactylifera (date palm)
Lineage: Eukaryota; Viridiplantae; Streptophyta; Magnoliopsida; Arecales; Arecaceae
Source: RefSeq, a predicted model, not a curated record
CACCCCCUGUCUCUCUUUCUCCCCUAGUUUCCCCUCAAAGCCCAUGCUCUCCUCUGGUUCCCACAGCCCCAGUUCUCUCCUCUACCUCUCUUGACUCACAGUCUCCUCUUAAUGGCACUGUCUCUGUGCUCUAAACCCAGCCCUGCCACCUCUCCUCUGCAACUCUCCAUUUAUUUCCACCUCAUCAUGAUUUCAAAUAUGUCUUAAAUAGAAACUCUCUGCUUCCCUCUGCAAAGUCCACUUCUCUACAGUCAGCACUCUGCUUACUAUCCAAACCAUCCACUUUUCCAUCAGUUGUUCCCCCCCUCCACUCAAUCUCCCUCUCUCUCUCUCUCUCAACUUUUUCUUUUUCUUUUCCAAGAGCUAUAGAAGCUCUUCUGUUCACUCCCUUCUUUCCAAAACCCAAGUUUUUGAAAGCAACUGCCACCAUUACCUUCCCUCUCCAAAAGCACCUCUCCUUAGAAAAACUUAAUCUUUAUUCCAGUACCCAACCUCCACUAUCUCCUAUAUUCUGCCUUUCUAUCCAAAGAUUGCAUUUUUUUUUUAACUAGUCCUCAACCCCCACUCUCCCCAACUCUGUAGCUCUCUCCAAAAGUUUGCAGUUUUAUCUUAGUGCUCAACAACCACCAUUCCUCUCUCUUUCUCUCUAUCUCUAUCUGUUUAUCUGAGCCAUCCUUCAAAAGCUCUCAUACUUAUCUCAGCACUCAAAGUUCAGGAAGAAGAAGGAGAAUGUCACCGGACUACAGCUCGCCGUUCCUCAACAACGAGCUCUCGAAGCGGACGGUGAUCUUCGGCCUCCACAUGUGGGUCAUCGUCGGCAUCUGCGUCGGUGCCGCCUUCGUCCUCCUCCUCUUCCUCAUCUCCCUCUGGUUCGCCUUCCGCCGCGGGGGCGCCGCCCCUGGGCACCGCCUCCCCAAGCCCUCCCGCCACCCCUCUUCCAUCCCCGUCAUCUCCAAAGAAAUCCAAGAAAUCCGCGUCGACCCCUCCCGCCACUCCGACACCCGGCCUUCCCUCGCACACGCCCUCCACAAGCCCCUCCCGGAUGCCCAGACCCCCUCUGUUUCCAACGAGCGGCAGGCCCUCCUCGUGCCGCCCGACGAGGAGAGCCCGAUUCUGCAGCAGAGGAUCCACAUCGAGAUUGGCAAGGACCAUAGGAUCACCUACCCGGAGCGCGGCGCCGCCGCCGCCGGCGGCGGGUCCUCGCACGGCAGCGGCGAGAGCCGGUCGGUGGAGCAGGCAACGAUCGCCGUCCCGGAGGUGUCUCAUUUGGGCUGGGGGCACUGGUACACUCUCCGGGAACUCGAGGUGGCGACGAAUAUGUUCGCCGACGAGAAUGUGAUCGGAGAGGGUGGGUAUGGGAUCGUCUACCAUGGCGUUUUGGAGGAUAAAACCCAGGUUGCAGUCAAGAACUUGCUCAACAAUAGGGGUCAAGCUGAGAGGGAAUUCAAGGUUGAAGUGGAAGCAAUUGGGCGUGUUCGACAUAAGAAUUUGGUGAGGCUACUGGGUUAUUGUGCUGAAGGUGCUCAUAGGAUCCUUGUUUAUGAGUAUGUUGAUAACGGGAACUUAGAACAGUGGCUUCAUGGGGGAGUUGGACCUUGCAGCCCUCUCACAUGGGAUAUUCGCAUGAAUAUUAUACUUGGAACAGCAAAAGGCUUAAUGUACUUACAUGAGGGGUUAGAACCGAAGGUAGUUCACCGGGAUAUUAAAUCGAGCAACAUUUUGCUCGAUAAGCAGUGGAAUCCAAAGGUUUCAGAUUUUGGGCUUGCCAAGCUCCUGGGGUCCGAAAGGAGCUAUGUCACGACGAGAGUGAUGGGAACAUUUGGUUAUGUUGCUCCUGAGUAUGCUAGUACCGGUAUGUUGAAUGAGAGGAGCGAUGUGUAUAGUUUUGGGAUUCUUAUUAUGGAAGUCAUUUCUGGUCGAAACCCAGUCGAUUACAGCAGGCCUCCAGGAGAGGUUAAUCUAGUUGAAUGGCUUAAAACGAUGGUCAGCAAUCGGAAUUCUGAAGGGGUUUUGGAUCCUAAAUUGCCUGAAAAACCUUCUUCAAGGGCAAUGAAAAAGACUCUUCUAGUGGCAUUGCGAUGUGUGGAUCCCGAUGCACAGAAAAGGCCGAAGAUGGGGCAUGUGAUACACAUGCUUGAAGUUGAUGAUUUUCCAUAUCGAGAUGAACGGCGCACUGGACGAACAUAUAGAGGCAGCCCUCACGAGAAAACAAAUUUGCCAGUGACUGAAUCAGGCGACAGUAGCGGGUACGAGAGCAAUGCCAAUGUCAAUGGACCCUCUAGGUGGAGAAAGCAAGUGGAUUAGCUGAUAUGGUGCAAAGCAUUAUAACAUUUGUACAUUUGUAAGCAUCAAGCGACGAUGUUUGAAAGGUUUGAUCUCUCCUAAAUUCCAGACCGAGCAACACUUCCAGAAGUACACUCGCAGGCUCUCAUAUCGUUUCUCUGCUCGAACUGGCUUAUUCGUAUGUCGUGCUAUAAGCUGUAUAUGUAAUUCCAAGUGAUCUUAUAUGAGAUCAAGUUUGGUGGAGCUUUGGCUAUGUUCAUUGUUCUGUCUGUUAUUGUAUGAUUCAGAUAGCAUGUCUAUACAUUCUAUCACUAGUGAGAAAAUUAUGUACAGUUAAAAGCUCUUUGCUUCUUUGAGUUCUACUUUAUUCAGUUUGCUACAUUGGAUACAUAAAACUUAUGAAGUUUAAUCUUUAUUUCAUAACUUAUUAGCUUUCUUACAGGUCAUCAUUGGGGUUACAGAAUUGGAAUAAAUAAAGACACUUGCAAUCCAUGCAGGACCUCAAAAAUCUGGCAGCACUCAAGUAAAUGGUUAGACUACCUAUGUGAGGACAGAGUCAUCUAAUUUUGUUCGAGCAAGAGACGAUGGCACUUGCACCUCAGAACAGUAAAAAGUGAUGCUAAAGCAGUUUGGAAUCUGACAACACUAUUAGACUCCUUUCCGGAGUACCAAUGAUAGAAGGCACCAUUUAAAGAGGCAAGGAUUCCCAAGGACAUAAGUCAGCACCUACAGCAUCCUGCCUCGUAGCUGUCUAUGCUCUCUUUUAAGUGACUGCAAUACCCCUGUUCUGUAGAGUUUUUUGACUUCAGAAUGUAGGAAGCAUGUACAUUUAUUGCA